Messenger RNA from Phytophthora sojae, 510 nucleotides. RefSeq lists its product as hypothetical. The transcript has a single exon. The annotation marks the transcript as partial. NCBI's taxonomy places the organism in Eukaryota, Oomycota, Peronosporomycetes, Peronosporales, Peronosporaceae. The record is from RefSeq and is a predicted model, not a curated record.
CUGCAAACUCGAUGGGCAAAGGAAUCAACGUCACCAUUCCCGACAGUUCCUGCAGAUACCACAACGUGGAUAAACACAGUCUCCGAGGCCCCACGAAGUCUACUGCGGAUGCUUCAGAGCUUCGAAUCGCCAGAAUAUAUCCUGAGCACAAUGACGGAUGCGGCGUUAGAUACGUGGACCGAACAGAGUCGACUAGAAUAUCUACUACGCUGUCUCGAAAGUUGGGCAGCAGUACCUGACGAAGAUGUCGGUCGCAAAGAAGGGCUGCUUGAACGUUGCGCGGACCUACGGGAAACUGCUGCCGGAAGUCCCGAAAAGCUGGACAUCUACGCACCGGUGAUGUGGAAUACACUGAAAGCGGCGAACUUUGGUAAUUCUCGGCUACUUGAGCUCUGUCAAAAGAACGAAACGCAAGCACGCUCGAGAAUGACCGUAGCUGCAUUCAUAUACGAAGUCGAGUUACGGGCGCUGGCAGCAACACCCCCUGGACCUCUCAGCUCAGUUGUAUAA